Molecule: messenger RNA, 274 nt
Organism: Paramecium pentaurelia
Lineage: Eukaryota; Ciliophora; Oligohymenophorea; Peniculida; Parameciidae
Source: the annotation of a GenBank genome assembly
AUGUUAGCAACUAAAUAUAUUGAAAAUUUUUCAGAUGAUUAAUUAACUUGUUUCAUCAUUUAUAAUGACACAAAAGCAGUUUCUAAUAUUCCAUUCAUUCAUAAAUUGAGAAAAAUUACAUAUGUCUCUAUUGAAAUUUUAUUAAUUAGUCAAGGUCUGCAUUUAAAUAAAUAAUGUAGAUGUAAUAAGAAAAUCUAUAGAAAAAGAUGAAUAAUAUGAGAUCAAGGAUAAAUUUAUGAAUUAAUAAAAAAAUAAUAAUGUUAAAAGAUAUUGA